Messenger RNA from Mercenaria mercenaria, 6405 nucleotides. RefSeq lists its product as uncharacterized. NCBI's taxonomy places the organism in Eukaryota, Metazoa, Mollusca, Bivalvia, Venerida, Veneridae. The transcript has 7 exons. The record is from RefSeq and is a predicted model, not a curated record. The coding region runs from base 90 to 2213 and encodes 707 amino acids.
UAAGAUUAUCGAGUUUUGUCUAACAUUGUGUAUUAAACUACUGUUAAAUCGUUAAGGAAGAGGGAACAGUUAGAACACGGAUUAUUGAUAUGGGCAUCGGAAGUAGUACGGGAAAACAAUUCAUUGGCGUAUGUGAAAAUUAUGGACAGAGACAAAGGGGUGAUGGACAAAGUCAGACUGAAUUAAAACAUGAAGAUCGAACAUCUGUUAGCAAAUCUAGUGGUGAGAAAACGCUGGUCCCGGAAAACGAGGAAGAUUUUUAUAUAGAAUCAAGUUCGUCGCGAAAUCAGCAGCCUGUUCACAGUUCUGAAAUUCAAACAGGUAUAGCUAGUGCUUCCCUGUCGGCAGCAACUAAGUCACAGGAAUGCGAACCUUCGAGAGACCAAGAACUAUCCCUACAAGAUGAAAUAGAACGAAAUGAAAACAGUGGAGCUGACAGCGAAACAACAUCAAAUAAACACAUUCAGCAAUGGAAAAUCGAUCCAAUUGUAUGGAGUCAUUAUCUUGAUAAUGACGAUGAAGAUGAAGCGAUGUCCUUGUUACAAAAGUGGACAUUACCUGAUAACGACGUACUCAACAAAAUAUGUCAGGCGAAAGCACGCAACUCGAAUGUUGUUAAAAUGAUAUGUCGAAAUAUUUGCGACUUUAUCAAGCAAAAAUCUACUAUGAUUAGACAUGUGUGGUCGGCAUUUAGGCCAGAUGGAAAUGAAGAUAUAAUAUUUGUUAUGUUAACCAGUCAUCCAGUGGAAAUAGAAUCAGCAUUUCAAACGUACCAGAGAUGUGAGGAUGAAAUCUCGGAUGAGAGCCAGAAUGAAAACGAGCAUAUUUAUCAUAUGCAACAGCAGGAUGGAUUAGACAGCGAGGAAAUGGACAAGCUUACGACAUAUGUGAAGCAGAAUGCUAAGAAGUUAAUGCAACAGCAUAGCAAUCUUACCAAAAUUUCUGCAAGUUGGGUCAAAUCAUCUGGUUACAAUACUUUAGAUGCUUGUAUAAAAAAGAUUCCUUGUAUAGCCCUUUAUGUUCAUAUAAAGGGUCUUGUUCCAAUAAACGAGGAGCCGUUUCAGAAAACCAUAGUUGAAUAUCCGUUCGAUGUUCGAGAGGGUGUAUUUACACUAUGUGGAAAGCCAAGUGAUUUUCACCGAAAUGUCAAAAUGGGAUGCGAAAUAGACAGCGGAUACGGAACGCAACAGGGAACCAUUGGACCGUUCUUCGAGUUCCAGGAAAACUCGGAAAUCUACUACUUAACAAGUGCCCACGUGUUACUUGACACUAGACAGAUGGAACUGUUAACGAAACGCCAAGAUGGCUGUAUUUUCUACGGUAUUUCUGGUUCUGACACGUUUCAACCUCCCGAAACAAAAACAGUAAAAGAAGAAAGUAAACGCUAUUACCUUGGUAAAAUAGAACUAGCUGUUUAUAAAGAAGGUGAUGAUAACGCAGCUGGCAUGGAACUCGCACUGGUUCGACUGAGCAAAGACCGUGUUCCAGUUGAUGGUUCUUUUCCGGAAAUUUCCAAUAUGAGUGAAUUUGGACAAGGUUAUCCUUUUCAUUAUUCAUCAGGAAAAUAUGUUGGAAUGAAGAAACUUACGCAUACAACUGAUGUGUACAAGUACGGAUGUACUAGCGGUCUAACGAAAGGACGAUGCUUCGUACACGGUUCCUCAGUUAGAACAAAUAAACUCCAGGAGAGGGGUUAUGGGAUCGACAUAACUCUGUAUAACCAAAUUGAAAUAGCGUCAAUAACACCGAAACAGCCAUUUGCCGUACAGGGCGAUUCUGGUGCUGUUGUCCUGGUUCGUGAUGGUAACGAUCUAGCUGCAGUUGGAUUAUUUGAAGGAAGGAUGGAACAUUAUUUCGUGGUCACACCAAUCGAAGACAUCGUAAGAGAAUUGAGUGAAAACCUUUCACGGUACAAAGGCGUAAGAUCUGAAGAAGAAAUGGAGUUCGAAGAAUACAGUCGUUUCAAGGCAAUAAAGCUUUAUUUUGUGCCACAGAAUCCUGAGAGUACAGUCAAUGAAACAGUUCGGGAUGAAGUAUCACGGCAGACAUCCAGUAUGCAGACAAAUAUCAUACAUCAUGCCGAACAUUCUUUAGGUACUGUUAAAGAAGAACUUACAGCAAUGAAAGCAGAUAUCGCCAAUUCAAAUGCUGAGAUGAUGCGAUAUCUUAAGGCACAAUUUAAAGAAAUGAAGGAUUUGAUAGAGAAAAAGUGAAGUUUUAACUAUUUUGAUAGUACUGUCUGUCGUAGAUUACACAGUCGGGGACAAAAUACUUUUAACAGCCAUACUUAUAGUGAGAAAGACGUUCUAGAUUGCUGUUUGAAGAACAUAUAGAGCUGCUCGAUUGGUAAAUGUUUUGUAUAUAAGCUUGUGUAUUUGAAAGCAGUGGUGUCAGUUGGUAUCAGUAAUUACCCAUGAGAAUAUGUAUUGACAUUUCACACACUUGUUCACUGUGAUGAUCUAACGUGCACUGCACAGGUUGUUUGCUGGCAUUCAUGUUAACGUUCAUGGAAUUAGAUUGACAAUUCAUAUGAUUGUUCACUUCACUGUGAUAACCGGAGAGUCAGUGUACAUGUUAUAUCGCCUUAUUUUGUUUUUGCUCAAAGUUUUUUUAGAUUUAGGUCUAAGGAAAUGUUUAAAAACAGUUUGUGAAUAUUGGUAUCUUGUAUAAUUUCAUAGAAGGGAAAAUUACCAUGUGUCGUUGUAUUACAAUUGUUGUUUUUUUUGUACUUGCUAAUGCAUUUAACUACAUGUACAUAUAUUUUGAGACAAUGCUUUUAGAUACACUAGUGUUGUUUUCCGUUUCGUUUCCGUUAUUGUUGAUUGUAAUACACACUUUUAUUAUUGCAUUUUUAAAAUAAUAUUCCGCUAAAUAAUGUGUCACAGUUCGUAAUUAAUUUUAAUUACAUAUUAGAGGUCUGUUCCAGAAGUUAUUCUACAUUUGAUUAAGAGAUGUUUUCAUUAAAAGCUCUAGGUAUUUUUUCUAAUAUUUUUUUCUAGAAUUACUAAUUUUAUAGUCCCAUAUUUAGUAAGAGUAUAACCGUUACGGUAGUCUUGUAUGGUGUUCAAAUCUCGAUACUAGGUCUAAAGGUAAAGAAAUAUUAUUUUGCUCCCACUCGAAGAAGAGGGAUGUACCGGUUUACCAAUUGUCGUCGCUUAGUUAUUCAGCCGGUCGAUAAACUAUUUCCAGUCUAUAACUAGAGAACGUUUUGAUCUACAUCAUCAAGCUUCAUAGAAUGGUUGCCUUUGGUUUGACCGUAUUGUUUUGGAGAUAAAUAGAUCAACUGUCAAGGUCAAAGUAACAUUGAGGAUGAAAACGGUAUCAACUCAGCAACUAGAACGCUUGAGCACACAGUCGUUAACCUUUAUAGGAUAAUUAUCUGUCCGUAGGUCAAAGGUUAAGGUUACAUUGGUCUUGAUUUUGAAAUGAUUUAUACUCAAUAAUUACAGAACUUUUAACAGUGGUCAGUCACAUUUUGAUUAUGUAAUGACUUUGUUUUAAUCUUUAUCAUCAGAUCAUUUACGCAUAUUGAUGCUCACUGGGCGCUUGAUGCAUAAAAGAUAUUCACUGCUGGUGUUUUUCAAAAUUGAUUUUAAUGUUAAAUGACACAAAAUGUGUGCAAUUUAUAAUAUUAUCUUGUUUACAAAUGGAAAGGAAAUAUAAUGUAAAUAUAAGAAAUGAAACUAUUUUUUCGGUGUUCAGCGAAACGAAUGACAGAAUAGGAUCGACAAAUGCUCGAUUCAGGGAUUUGUCGAUCCUAUUUUGUCAUUCAUUUCGCAUGAACACCGAAACUAAUCAUUUCAUUUCUGAAAUGAAUCUGGUCAUGUUAGAAUUCAGUUUUAGUUUUAUUAUUUUGAGCGUAACGUCGCGUAUUCUUCGUGAAAUAACUUAUUUUCAACCCCAAAUUGUAUUAUAAGUAACAAGUACAACUAGCGUACCAAAACAAAAAAAUUAAUCCUAACGGACACUACUAAAACACCUUAUAAACACUGUCAAAACCGCUAUUAUGGUGUUUGUUAGUGCGUUCAGUUAGAGAUCAACUGAAACAAUCAAGGAAUGGCCGCGAGUUCCAUAAAAUGUAUCGCGAUUUUGAAGCGAGUUAUUAACUUUACAGAGUCAUACGAAGACUUUUACCUCUUUAUCAGCCUGAGGAAACAUAUAUAGUUUUAAUCCCUUCAGUUUACCAUUUAUAGCAUAUCUCCUAGUUGCCACGGUUAUGUAAUCUCAUCUUAGGAAUAACAUAGAGGGACAUAAUCUAGCUAUUCAUUAUGAUUACAUAACAUAAGCGUACGUUUUAUACUACUACUUGUUAACGAUUGUUUUGCAUUUCUUAAGGAUUGUUGAAUGUUAAGUACGUGUAUCGUGUUGUUACUAUGUCGUUGUUUCUGUCUAUUAAGUUUGUAACUCACCCUACACUCCUUAAAGGUACCAGGUUCUGUCAUCGUAAUGUAGGCACGGCUAUGGCCAUUCCUCUUUCGGUAAUCAACACCAAACUUAUUACACAUUACCUACGUCUAAAACAAACAUUCAUAAACAGUGUCAUAUAUUUUAGUUUUAUACUAUGAUUACUUUUUUUUAUGUUAAGUAUAUAUGUGUUUAAUGUUUGAUAUGCAUAAUUACAGUCAUACUUUUUACAAAUGUCAUCAAAUAAUAUGGUAAAAACUGGCCUCUGAACCAAUGUGACGUACAUUUUAAAGUAUCCAUGCUCUAUUAUCUCAAUGUCGUUUCUUACAGGCUGACCUUUAGCAAUAUUAGAACAAUGGUCUUUCUUAAGAGGUGGCUGAUUGCACAACUUAUUCUAAACAAUAUAAAUGGGAAUUGUUUACGUACUAUUAUGAACAUGUACAACAAAGUGAAGUCGUGUACUUUUUCCAAUAGUAUGACAUCUGAUUACUUCCCUUGCAAUGUUGGUGUAAGGCAAUGAGAAAACUUGUCUCCCCUGUUAUUUUCACUCUAUUUGAACGACUUGCAUGAAUUUAUAUUAAACAGCAACCUAGUACAUGGUGUUAGAUGUAACAAACAUAUAUUAGAUAAUAACCUUGUAAAUUUUGUUAAAUUAUUUGUACUUUUAUACGCAGAUGACACUGUGAUUUUAUCUGAAUCUGCUUCAGACUUACAAUCAGCACUCAAUGUUUAUGCGACUUACUGUGAACAAUAUAUAUUAGUUUUAAACACGAGUAAGACUAAAAUCCUUGUAUUCUCUAGAGGAAGACAAAGGCAUUAUAACUUUACCUAUAAUGGCGAAAACAUAGAAAUAGUAUCAGAGUUUAAAUAUCUUGGUGUUUUAUUCAACAGAUCUGCUUCUUUUUACAAUACGAAAAAAGAAAUUGUGAAACAAGCCAUAAAGGCUAUGUAUAGUCUUAUUAAAAAAGCCAAAUCCCUUUGUCUACCUAUCGAUACCCAAAUCGAUCUAUUUAGUACCAUUGUUAAACCUAUAUUGUUGUUUGGUUGUGAAAUAUGGGGAUACGGAAAUAUUGAAUAUAGAACGUGUUCAACUUAAGUUUUUGAAACCUGUUUUAAAGGUUAAAUCUAGUACGCCAAAUAGUAUUGUGUAUGGUGAAACGGGUGUAAAACCUAUUGCAAUUGACACUAAGACAAGAAUUAUUUCAUUUUGGGCAAAAACUGUAUCAUGCAACGAUGUAAAACUCACCAGGGAUAUGUAUUUACUACUGUCCAGUCAUUACAGGUAUUCAAAUCCAGUUGCAAACAAUUCAAGAAAAUUUCUUUGGAAUAGAAAUGUUCAGAAUAUAUAUAUAAACUGUGGAAUGUCGAACAUUUUUGAGUCCCAGUCUUUUCCGAAUCCUAAAUGGUUGGUUAUGUCUGUCAAGCAAAAGCUAUUUGAUCUUUUUUGAACGAGUGGCAUUCAAAUUUAGAAAAUUGACAUAGCUGUAGAAAAUAUAAACUUUUCAAACCUGUACAGGUCAUAGAUAUCUUAAUUAUAUCAUAAAAUUCAGAACAAAAAAAACCCAUAAACUUUCUGUUGAGACAGGGAGUUGGAAUAGAACUCAAUAUGAUGAGAGGAAAUGUACCCUAUGUAAUUCAAAUAUUGGUGACGAAUUUCAUUACUUACUUGAAUGUUCUAUAUUAAAUACGUUAAGGAAAAUAUAUUAAACAACAAUUUAUUCGUAGUCCAAAUAUUAUUACAUUCUAUAAAAUUAUGAAUACAGAUACCAAUAACCAUGUUCUUUAUAGAAAGAUUUGUCUGUUUGCAAAAGAGAUUAUACAGAUGUUUCAACAUUGACAUUUCAUAUGUACAAAUAUUCAGAUUCGGGUCCUGCUCCCGCUUUGUGACGAUUUACUAUAUUUAACAAUUGAAUAACACAUGUCUCACUAUGUAUUUGUUUAAUUUGGUGCCUCAUAUUGUCAUGUAUACCAUGAAAUGAGAGAAAUAAAUAUUGUAUUGUA